Messenger RNA from Pimephales promelas (fathead minnow), 1650 nucleotides. RefSeq names its product torsin family 4, member Ab (gene tor4ab). Gene Ontology annotation, cellular component: endoplasmic reticulum lumen; nuclear envelope. NCBI's taxonomy places the organism in Eukaryota, Metazoa, Chordata, Actinopteri, Cypriniformes, Leuciscidae. Gene Ontology annotation, molecular function: ATP hydrolysis activity; ATP binding. The record is from RefSeq and is a predicted model, not a curated record.
UGUAUGUGGUUCAUUGGACAAGGACAGUGACAGUGGGCCGAGAGGGUGGAGCUCAGACACAGAGAUGGUGUGAUGGAAAUAGGAGCGAGUGAGCAGGUAGUCGAAAGGUGUGCAUGUGUGUUUGUAACAUCGUCUUCUUCAUAUCAAUCAUCAUUAAAAUCGCCAUCUUUGAGGACAAGAACCAGCACUCAAGGAGAAGGAAGCAAGCAGACGCCACAUGCAGCUUUGAAGUGGUAUCGUUGCAGGUGAUCGUUGCAGACUCAUCCAUGAAAGUAUUCCAGACUGGUGGUGGACUGUAAAGGGGUUUCCAUGGAUGUUCAAGUGGAAAAGGCUAAAGGAGAUGAGGAGAAGGAAGGAGGGCAAAGUGUGUCUAUGUUCUCCCCACAGCUGAAAGCCAUGAUGCGAAUCAAGAAAAAGUACCUAAAGAGAUCUAAUUCAGUCAGGUUGGCUCAUUGCACCAACUCCGCUGUCUCUGAUGGGAGUUUGCAUCCUAAGAGCCCCCAAACCAGAAAGUCCAAGCGAAGGAAGUCCCGCGUGAUGUUCCCCAAUGACACUCUGAUGUUCAAGCCAAAGAUAGAGCGCAGUCGAGCGAAACCUUUCCUAAUCCUCUUUAGCGUGAUCGUCUUCGUCCAGGUCUACAAUGCCAUUGAGAAUCUGGACGACCAUGUUGUGAAGUACGAUCUUGAGGGUUUGGAGAGGACGUUGCACAGGGAGGUGUUUGGCCAGUCGGAGGCGCUAGAGGAGCUAAUGGACCAUCUGAACGAUUACCUGUCCACUUAUGCCCACCAGCAGCCCCUCGUCCUGUCUUUGCACGGGGCGUCUGGCGUCGGGAAGAGCCACCUGGGUCGCCUAUUGGUGCGGCACUUCCGCUCCGUGGUGGAAGACAAGCUAGUGGUGCAUUAUUUAUCCAAACACCACUGCCCCCUACCGGAAGCAGCGCAGCACUGCGCCUCCACACUGGCUCGCCGUAUAACUGAGGUAGUGACUCGAGCCGAGGAAGAGGAGCAGAUUCCCUUCUUCAUUCUGGAUGAGGUAGAACUAAUGCCACCUCUGGUGCUGGACAUCUUGCAGACGUUUCUUCAGUCAGAUCAGACCAAUGAGUUUCUCAACGUGAUUUACAUUUUACUCAGCAGUCUGGGGCAAAGAGAGAUCUCAGCUCACAUUCUUCAAAACGCCUCCACCGCCGGAGCCCAUAAACCGCUCCGACAGGCCUUGUCUCUCGUCCAUCCGCUAUGGAUGGAGCCAGUAGUCGAGUUUAUACCUCUUUCCCUGCUGGAGCGGGAACACAUCAUACAAUGCUUUCUAGAGGAAAUGACCCUGGAAGGGUUUUACCCCGAACUCAGUCAUGUAGAUAGGCUGGCGGAUGAACUGGCCUAUCACAGAGCGGCUGGAAGACAGUACGCAAAAACUGGAUGCAAACAAGUAGUGGGAAAGGUUAACCUACUUUGAGAGAUCUGAGUGAGUUCUGUAUGAAAAUAUGCACUAUUCAGCUAUUUUCAGUUACACAAAUACAGCUCCUAUCUAAAGAAAGACCGGAAUCGCAAAAACAACUUGCCAAAUACACUACCAUUCGAAAGUUUAAAGGGAUACUCCACUUUUUUUGGAAAGAGGCUCAUUUUACCACUCCCCUAGAGUUAAACAGUUGGGUUU